This is a messenger RNA of Staurois parvus, 1827 nucleotides long. The record is from the annotation of a GenBank genome assembly. NCBI's taxonomy places the organism in Eukaryota, Metazoa, Chordata, Amphibia, Anura, Ranidae.
AUGAAGUGGUGGCCGAUUGGAGCCUCACUGAUGUCCAGCAAUGUUGGAAGUGGUCUCUUUGUUGGGAUGGCAGGGUCAGGGGCUGCAGGAGGGUUGGCAGUUGGUGGCUUUGAAUGGAACGCUUCUUGGGUGCUGGUAGCCCUUGGAUGGAUCUUUGUUCCAGUUUACAUUGCUGCUGGAGUGAUCACUAUGCCUGAAUACUUAAAAAAGCGGUUUGGUGGUAAACGGAUUCGUAUCUACAUGUCUCUUCUUUCGCUCCUCCUCUACAUCUUCACAAAAAUUUCGACAGACAUUUUCUCAGGAGCCCUAUUCAUCCAGGUAUCACUGGGAUGGAACAUUUACCUGUCCACCGUCUUACUGCUGGUUGUGACAGCAAUUUACACUGUUGCUGGUGGGCUAACUGCAGUUAUCUACACCGAUACCCUACAGACAGUCAUUAUGGUAGUGGGGGCUUUUAUUCUUAUGUUUAUGGCGUUUAACAAGAUUGGCUGGUACACAGGUCUGGAGCAGAAGUACAUGGAGGCUAUCCCAAAAAUAAUUGUCCCUAACACAACCUGCCAUCUGCCCCGCAGUGAUGCAUUCCAUAUGAUACGUGACCCCAUCACUGGGGACCUACCUUGGCCUGGCCUUAUAUUUGGUCUGACUGUGUUGGCCACCUGGGUUUGGUGCACUGAUCAGGUUAUUGUGCAGCGAUCCCUAGCAGCCAAGAACCUCUCCCACGCCAAGGGAGGCUCCAUAGUCGGGGGUUACCUGAAAAUUCUUCCUGCAUUUUUUGUAGUACUUCCAGGAAUGAUUAGCAGAGCUCUAUAUCCAGAUGAGGUCGGUUGUGUUCAUCCAGACGAAUGCCGGAAAUAUUGUCAGGUUGAAACGGGCUGCUCCAACAUUGCCUAUCCCAAGCUGGUAAUUACACUCAUGCCUGUCGGACUAAAAGGGUUAAUGAUAGCAGUAAUCAUGGCUGCUCUGAUGAGCUCUCUCACAUCCAUCUUCAAUAGUGCCAGCACUAUCUUCACUUUGGAUGUCUGGUCACGUAUUCGAAGAAAUGCCAGAGAACAAGAACUUAUGAUUGUUGGCAGAAUUUUUAUAGUCAUACUGGUAGUUAUAAGCAUCCUUUGGAUUCCCAUCAUCCAAGCAGCAAACAGUGGUCAACUGUUUGAUUACGUGCAGUCUGUCACUAGUUACCUCGCCCCUCCGGUCACCGCCAUAUUUAUUUUGGCAAUUUUUGUCAACAGAGUCAAUGAACCAGGAGCCUUCUGGGGUCUGAUCAUUGGGCUGGUAGUUGGUUUGAUUCGAAUGAUCAUGGAUUUUGUAUAUCGAGCCCCAAACUGCGGAGAGAAAGACACCCGUCCAUCUUUGCUGAAGGAUGUUCACUAUCUGUAUUUUGCAAUCUUACUUUUUGCAUUCACAGCAAUUAUCUGCAUUGUGAUCAGCCUGUUUACUCCAGCUAUGUCUGAUGAGGAGAUUGGUCGUUUCACUUGGUGGACACGAAACAGACCAGAGAAAAUUACCAACCUGGAAGAGCAUGAAAAGACAUCAGAUAAUGCUACAGUACCUUCCAGCAUCUUGCCAACUGAGAAGGAGCAAGGUAAUUUAUCUUCAAUAUUGCCACUUCUGAUUACAGCCACUUUGUACCCCUGGUGGAAGAAGGUCGGUUACUGGUUCUGUGGACUGUCCACGCAGCCUGAAGUCAAACUUUCUAAAGAGGAAGAAGAGAAAUUACAGAAGAAGCUGACCAGUAUUGAUGAGGAGCCAUUAUGGAGAAAUGUGUGCAAUGUUAAUGCUAUCAUCCUCCUCACCAUCAAUGUUUUCCUAUGGGGAUAUUUUGCCUAA